Messenger RNA from Cololabis saira (Pacific saury), 1280 nucleotides. Its product is annotated as major histocompatibility complex class I-related gene protein-like. The transcript is spliced from 8 exons. The coding region runs from base 76 to 1248 and encodes 390 amino acids. Gene Ontology annotation, biological process: immune response. The record is from RefSeq and is a predicted model, not a curated record. NCBI's taxonomy places the organism in Eukaryota, Metazoa, Chordata, Actinopteri, Beloniformes, Belonidae. Gene Ontology annotation, cellular component: external side of plasma membrane.
UCGCCCUUUCCCCCUUUUUGGAAAGCGGGACAAUUUACAAUCUUAUGUCCACUUGAACGGGAUUCUGGAGUCGCAAUGAUUGGACUUCUGUUUCUGCUUCUGAGCGGAAUUGAUCCCACAGUGGGAGUGACUCACUCUCUGAAGUAUUUCUUAACUGGAUCAUCUGGAAUCACAAACUUCCCAGAGUUUGUGGCUGUUGGAUUAGUAGAUGAUGUUCAGAUGGUUCACUAUGACGGCAACACCAGGAAGGCAGAACCUAAACAGGACUGGAUGAGCAGGAUAGAUGAUCCACAGUGGCAAAGGGAAACUGUGGGCUUUGAAGAUACCCAGAAGAAAUUCAAGGACAGUCUUGAAUCUUUGCAGCAGCGCUUCAACCAAACUGGAGGUGUUCACAUUCUCCAGAACAUGUAUGGAUGUGAGUGGGACGAUGAAACUGGAGACGUUAAAGGUUAUUAUCAGUUUGGUUAUGAUGGAGAAGACUUUAUAGCUCUGGACCCCGAGAAGAUGGACUCAUGGAUCGCUGCAAACCAAGAGGCUUUUAAAACCAAAAUGAAGUGGGAUCAUGACAGAGAUUCUACGCUAUAUAAGAAGAAAUACUUGACCCAAAUUUGUCCUGAGUGGGUGAAGAAGUAUGUGAACUAUGGGAGGAGCUCUCUGAUGAGAACAGAGCAUCCUUCAGUGUCUCUCCUCCAGAAAACAUCCUCCUCUCCAGUCAGCUGCCACGCUACAGGUUUCUACCCCAACAGAACCAAGAUGUUCUGGAGGAAGGAUGGAGAGGAGAUCCAUGAAGGUGUGGACAAAGGAGAGAUCCUCCCCAACAACGACGGGACCUUCCAGAUGACUGUUGACCUCAGACUUCCAUCAAACUCAUCCGAGGACUGGACGAAGUACGAAUGUCUGUUUCAGCUGUCUGGAGACAACGACGACAUCGCCAAACUGGACCCAGGACUGAUCCGGUCCAAUGAACAAAAGAACUAUGAACCGAAACCAAACAACAUGAAUCUUCCCUUCGUUGUUACUCUGGUUCUGGUUGUUCUCGCUGCCGUCAUUGUCAUUGUGGUUGUCGGACUCAGAGUCACUCUUUACAAAAAGAAAGUUCUUCCUUGUAAAAAUGACAAACGUUCCUUAUCUAUUGACAGUCAAGACAGCAACAAGAAGAUGCUUCCAAAUGACGAACAAAAACCUGAGACAGUUCACCUUUGUUUUGAAGAAGAAACUGCAUCAGUAUGUUCUCCUCUGAAAAUGUAAUGAAUUAGUUAGCUGUUCAUUUCUAUUCUUAA